AUGUCGAAAAUGCAAUCGCACCAAGCCGGAAUUGAGCUCACAGUCAAAUCCAUGGUGCUGUUUUUCUGGAAGCCGUAUUUGACACCCUUGACUGAGAACUGGAGAAUCGUGAUGCGAUUGAUUGGACCGACUGAGUACGGAGACAUGCGAGCUGGGUUUAGAGAGAUCCGCUCCGCGACGAUCGCGUGGGAGCAGACCCAAGGCAUCUCAGCCAAGGACAAGGCAUCCAAAUACGCAGGCCCCAGAGCAGCAGCAACCACUACCCCUCAGGCGACCAACACCACCACCGCCACCGCUCCCGCCGCCAUUCCCAUGAUGACUACCACUUCCAAUAAGAGGGACCAGAAGAAGAACAAGCCCGACCAAAAGUACGCGCCCACCUUACUCCUCCCCAAGACCGACUUCCCCCUCCGGGCCGACGCCGCUGUGCGCGAGCAUCAGUUCCGUCAACGCUGCACCACAGACUUGUACGCCUGGCAGCGCGAAAACAAUGGCGGAGAGUUGUUUGUCUUGCAUGAUGGCCCCCCCUAUGCGAAUGGACAUUUGCAUCUGGGUCAUGCACUUAACAAACUUAUCAAGGACUUUGUGAACCGCCAUAAGGUCAUGCAGGGCUUUCAAGUCGAUUACCGCCCCGGUUGGGAUUGCCACGGCCUCCCCAUUGAACUCAAGGCACUCGCAGAACUAAAGGUCACGGACCGGUCCAACCUCUCCCCGACCCAGGUCCGCGCAGUAGCCCAGGCAACCGCCCAAUCAGCCGUCGAUUCUCAACGUCAAGAGUUCUCGUCCUAUGCAGUGAUGGGCGACUGGGCGAAUGGGUACAAGACCAUGGACAAGGACUUUGAGACCCGUCAGUUGAGGGUCUUUUAUGAGAUGAUGAACAAGGGGCUGAUUUAUCGGGCUAAUAAGCCUGUGUACUGGUCCCCUUCGUCCAAGACUGCGCUUGCGGAAUCCGAGUUGGAGUACAAGGAUGAUCAUCGAUCGCGGUCGGCUUGGGCUGUAGUAUGGACGACUACACCCUGGACCUUACCGGCCAACAGAUGUGUGGCCGUUCACCCCAAAAUGAACUACACCCUGUUCAAGUCCAGCAUUGCCACGGACCCCAACACCGUCUACCUCGCCGCGACCGAUCGUAUGGAUGAGAUGAAGGUCCGCUUCACCCCUCCCAAGCCCAAGACUGGCACCACCACCACCACCGGUGACGCCGCCGUCAAAGUCGUCUUUGAGACCCUUGGGCAGUUGUCUGGGCAAGAUCUGGUCGGAAGUCGCUACCAGCAUCCUCUCACGGGCGAGACGUCGUUGCCCUUCAUUGCGGCAGACUAUGUCACUUCCGACUCUGGUUCUGGUGUUGUCCACACCGCUCCCGGUCAUGGUAUGGAUGAUUUCAAGGCUUGUUUCCCCCUUGGCAUUGAAGCGUUCUGUCCUGUUGAUGGUAACGGUGUCUUCACUGCCGAGGCCGGUCCUGAACUCGAGGGACUCCCUGUUCAGACAGACGGUACGGUCAAGGUCCUGGAGAUGCUGGUCACUCGCAACAGUUUGAUCCAGGAGCAGGUCUACGUCCACAAGUACCCGUACGAUUGGCGGACCAAGAAACCCGUCAUUCUCCGCGCGACCUCGCAGUGGUUCGCAAAUGUCGGCACCAUCAAGGAGGACGCCCUCAAGGCGAUCGAGAAAGUCAGAAUUGUCCCCGAGGGCGCUCGUCGUCGUUUGGAGGGAUUUGUGCUGUCGAGGUCGGAGUGGUGUAUCUCGCGUCAGAGAUCGUGGGGUGUUCCUAUCCCUGUGAUGUAUAACGUCGAGACGGAUGAGCCCCUGUUGACAAGGGAGUCUGUCCAGCAUGUCAUUGAUCUGGUCAAGGAGCAUGGCGCCGAUGUUUGGUGGUCACUGUCGACUGAGGAGUUGUUGGCGCCCCAGUACAGGAAUGAUGGAAACACGUACCGCAAGGGUACCGAUACCAUGGAUGUGUGGUUCGACAGCGGCACCAGCUGGACCAUGAUCGAGGAAAAAAUGCCACGCCCUCACCUCCCUUUUGUUGCAGAUGUCUACUGUGAAGGAUCGGACCAGCACCGUGGUUGGUUCCAGUCUUCAUUGUUGACCUCUGUCGCCUUAACUGGCAAGGCACCCUUUGGAACGUUGAUCACACACGGGUUCCUGUUGGACGCCAAGGGGUUCAAGCAGUCAAAGUCUGUCGGUAACACGGUCGACCCGGCGGUGGUCAUCAACGGUGGCAAGAACUUGGCCAAGGAACCUGCUUAUGGCACGGACGUGCUGAGACUCUGGGCGGCGUCGUCCGAGUACACCAAGGACAUUGCGAUCGGAUCGACUAUUUUGCAGCAGGUUGCUGAGGGCAUGCGCAAGUUCCGAACCACGGCUCGGUUUAUGUUGGGUAACUUGAAGGGCUUCAAGGAAUCCGAGGCGGUGCCCUAUGAGGAAUUGAGUCGGUUGGACAAGUUUAUGCUCUCGGAGGUAUACCAGUUCUGCAAGAGCGUCAAUGCCGGCUACGACGAGCUCAUGUUCAACAAAGUAUACGGCCAGCUGCAGUACUUCAGCAGCACGACGCUCUCCUCAUUCUACUUGGACGUUAUCAAGGACACCCUCUACUCCAACGCCGAGUCUAGCCCCGCCCGCCGAGCAAUCCAGACGGUCCUCUUCCAUGUCCUCACAGCCUUCAACAAGGCCAUUGCGCCACUUGCCCCACACUUCGCCGAAGAGGUCUAUGACCGCUACCGUGAAUGCUUCACCUCCGAGCAGCCGACAGUCUUCCGUACGGGCUGGUUGGAUUUUGUCCCCGAGGAGUGGAAUAAUGCUGAGGUGAGAGAGGAGUUUUUGGUGGUGAAACAGUUGAGGACGGAGGUGAAUCAGCUUCUGGAACAGGCGCGCGCGAGUAAGGUAAUUGGACCGUCUCUUGAAGCCGCUGUUGAGAUCCAAGUUCUCUCUCCAUCGUCGUCAGAGAAAGGGAAAGAGGAGUCAGCUUCGUCGACGGGUUGGAGCAAAGUUGUCGAGACGUAUGCCGAGGAUUUCUCAAAACUGUUCAUCACCUCAGAGGUCAAGGUCACCAAGCACCAGCAGGACGAAUUUCAGACGCCUGAAUCAAACGCUGGCGCAGGCGUGUUUGUGAAGGAAUUGACAUCGUUCUCUGAAGGAGAAGCUGACGCAAAUGGGCCUCGAUAUCGAUUGAUGGUCAAGAAGGCCAGUCUGUUCAAGUGCCCCCGCUGCUGGACAUUCACUGCCCAGAGGGCUGAUUCUCUUUGUGGACGAUGUGGCCCUGUUGUUGCUGCCUUGGAGAACUAG
This is a messenger RNA of Linnemannia hyalina, 3285 nucleotides long. The record is from the annotation of a GenBank genome assembly. NCBI's taxonomy places the organism in Eukaryota, Fungi, Mortierellomycota, Mortierellomycetes, Mortierellales, Mortierellaceae.